AUGCUCUCGCUCGUCCUCACGACCGUCGCCGCUUCGCGCGCGCAACGCUCGAGCAAUGAGCAGCUCGCAGCCGGCGUGCUGGUCGGCUCUGCCGCGGGCGGCGCCAGCUUCGCGGCGGUGCGGCAGAUCAAGACCUCCUACUUUCCUGGCGGGAUGGCUUACCGGCCUCUCCUUCGGCCCAGGUUCUCAGUGUCCCAGCAGGCUGCCGUCGCUGCUGGCGUGGCGCUUGCGAGUGGAGCCGCCGCACUCGACCGGGCCUGGCGGCGAGAUCCGCUCGGGCAGGGCCUGCGGAGGCUCGGCUCGGCGCCGCUGGACGCAACAGAGCGGAUGCGACGCAAGUGGCGAGAGGCGAGGCAGCGGGCAGAAGAGGAGCGACGCAGAGCCUGGCUCCGCGAGCACACACGGCCGGCGCGGGUCAUGAUCCCUUCCUGA
Emiliania huxleyi CCMP1516 is the source of this 432-nucleotide messenger RNA. RefSeq lists its product as hypothetical. The transcript has a single exon. Lineage: Eukaryota; Haptophyta; Isochrysidales; Noelaerhabdaceae. The coding region runs from base 1 to 432 and encodes 143 amino acids. The record is from RefSeq and is a predicted model, not a curated record.